AUGGCCGAUCAACAGCAAUAUUUCUUGAAAUGGAACGACUACCAGAGCAACAUGGUGUCGUCCUUCAAACACCUGAGGAACGAGAAGAGCUUCACGGACGUGACACUUGCUUGCGAAGGACAAACGUGUAAGGCACACAAAAUGGUGUUAUCAGCCUGCAGCCCUUAUUUCAAAGCAUUGUUAGAGGAAAACCCAUCAAAACAUCCAAUCAUAAUACUUAAAGAUGUACCGUUCAGCCAUUUGCAGUCAAUACUUGAAUUUAUGUACGCAGGAGAAGUCAACAUAAGCCAGGAACAACUGCCAGCUUUUCUGAAAACGGCUGAUCGUUUGAAGGUCAAAGGUCUUGCAGAAGCUCCACAAACUAUUAAAAAAGAUUAG
Macrosiphum euphorbiae (potato aphid) is the source of this 378-nucleotide messenger RNA. The record is from the annotation of a GenBank genome assembly. NCBI's taxonomy places the organism in Eukaryota, Metazoa, Arthropoda, Insecta, Hemiptera, Aphididae.